Molecule: messenger RNA, 2329 nt
Organism: Ictalurus punctatus (channel catfish)
Lineage: Eukaryota; Metazoa; Chordata; Actinopteri; Siluriformes; Ictaluridae
Gene: nufip1
Product: nuclear FMR1 interacting protein 1
Exons: 10
Coding region: 135-1463 (442 amino acids)
Biological process (GO): box C/D snoRNP assembly
Cellular component (GO): nucleus
Molecular function (GO): RNA binding
Source: RefSeq, a predicted model, not a curated record
UCAGUCACGUGGUAGAUUUUAGAGUCCCCACGCUGGGCCGAUGCGCUCCAUUUUCCGUAGUGAGACCCAUCACUGAUGUCUAGUUUUCUAGCGUCUAUAUUGUAGACAGUGAUUGUGUUUGACUGACGGUGGACAUGGCUGAACCCGAGGGACGCUCACUCAGCGACUCAGGCUGGUCGACUCAAGAAGUACCACCGAAUUUACAGCAACAAUCGCAUGGAUUUCAGGCAUUAAGAGACUGGAACUGGUUUCAGUCUGCGCCGAUAAGUCCGUGGGGUCCCAACCCCAUGUGUCCUGUUCGUAGCUCCGGAAGUCCGGGUUAUGGUCAACACCACGGUCUUGGUUAUCAUCUUCAUGAAUAUCAGUAUGGGAGGCAAGACCACGGCCAAAACCAGUGGAGAAACAGACAGAAAAAACCAAAAGAACCAGAAUUCAGCCAUUUCUGUGAUACUUGUGAUAGAGGUUUUAAAAACCAAGACAAAUACAAUGAACAUAUUGCCCAACAUGUAAAGUGUUCUUUUGAUGAUUGCAAAUUCACUGCACACGAGAAGCUUGUCAAAAUCCACUGGAAAAAUAGUCAUGCCCCAGGAGCAAAGCGAAUCAAGUUGGACACCCCAGAGGAAAUUGCAAAAUGGAGAGAGGAACGGAGACGGAACUACCCAACACAAAGCAAUGUUGAGAAGAGAAUUAAACUAAUGGAGGUCAGAGAAAAGAGAGGCGAUGUGCUGGAAACUUCUCAGUUUGGACAUUUUAAGAGUCGUGGCCGAAUGCAUGGUGGGCACUAUCGUGGAGAAAGUUUACAGGCUCACAGAGGGCAUGCAUUUGGUGGCCAUCAACACUUCCAUCCAGGUACUGAAAAUGUGGAGCAGGCACUCCCUCUCGCAUGCCCUCCACAUGAUGUAGAUCCUCUAGGAGCCCUGGCCACCUGUGACCCAGUCUGUAUAUUUUUGUCAGAUUCUGAGAAAGAGGAGUCCGUGAAGGAGACGAAGGCUGCCAUGUCCGUGGCCCCCAAAAGUAUGACCUCCGCUCUAGCAUCACUGAUAUCCAGCUAUGGACAAGAUGUGACCGAAAGUGAAAGUGACAAAGAACCAGAGGAUGCCCCAAUCCUGAAAAGUGCUCUGGCUUUAGAAGAGAACAAGGCCCUGCUUGCAGCUCAUUCGAACCCAAACCAAAGCCGACCAGUGCCUGAAAGGAGGCCAACAACUGAGGAAUCGGAGAUUAACCAUCGAGUACCACAUCCUCAGUCCGUGUCGCAUCCUCUGAGGAGCGGAGGGAGUUGUGGAGGUAGACGAAGGGGAAGACAACAUAAUGAACCUAUGACUGGACCUCAGAAGUGUUGUCCCACUUUACUAGAGAUGUUGUUGGCCCCGGAUAUUCGGCAUGAAAGGAAUGUGGUGCUUCAGUGCAUUCGCUAUAUAAUCCAUAAGGAAUUCUUUGGUCUAGUAAAAAUUCCAACCUGGUGAUGCCUGAUGUUGCUUCAGUAACUGUGAAUGGCUCUGUGUUAGGAAAUGAUGUUGGUGGAAGUGGCAUAAUGUAAUUAUCUCUGGAAUGGAGUAUUUAGUGUGGUGAUGAGUUGCUUGGUCAGCCAGUCACAGGUUGAGGAUGCUUCUUUUGUUUCACAGGAUAUACUGUGCAGUAAAGGACAUAAGGCAGGAAAAGGAGACUACUGCUCACAGCCAUAAGGAGUUUUGUAUUCUGUUGGUCACUGUCAAGACAUAGCUGACCUUGUUUAAACAAAAGUUCAUUGCCCUAAUAAGCGUUUUGUUCCUCAGUGCAGCGCACGCACAUCAGACAAGGUCACUUCUGCUGAUAUUUGCUUAAAGUUUAGUAACUGUUGAUUGUUCCAGUGGGGUACCACAGAAUGGAGAUUCACCCAGGCAACCCUUACACUCAGUAAAUCAUUAUCAGUCAGAAUACACCACAGUUGCUUUUUACUAGAGGCCAUCAGGCUUUCUGAUUUUGUUACUUGAUAACAGUGAAGAUUAAUUAUUGUUCGGAGUCCCUUGAAUCUUUUCAAAUAAGUGAUUACACCAAGAAUGUUGACUAAAGCAGAAUGGAAACCUGAGCAUAAAAUGCUUACAAAUGAGGCGUAUAUUAUCUCGAGACGCCCUUGAUCACCUGUGCCAUGCUGCUUAAUUUUAACUGACAAGCAACACAGAACGAAGACUGGGACAUUUGUGUGUAUUCGUGUUUUUUAAAACACAUAUUUAACAAUGAAUAAUGCUUUUUAUUUGUGUUUGAUUACAUGUUAACCCAUGUGAAUAUGGAUUAUUGUAAUGAUCAUUUUCUAACAGUUUGUUUAAUGGACAUAAAAAGUAACAAAUAUGAA